AUGGGAAGUAUUGAUUACAUUCCUGCCUCUGCCACAAACGGCAAUCAUGCAUACACGGUCGAGGAGAAUGAUCUGGGAUAUUCGCGUCCACUGCGCGUUAUCUGCAUUGGGGCUGGCGCGACCGGAUUAGACCUUGCCUACAAAACGGAAAGGCAUCUCAAGAAUUUCGAUCUCCAGAUCUACGAAAAGAACCCAGAGCUUGGAGGAACAUGGUUUGAGAAUACUUAUCCCGGGUGUGCUUGUGAUAUCCCUGCGCAUAUCUACGAGUAUGAAUGGGCUCCAAACCCCAACUGGUCUCAAUUUUAUGCUUCACAACCAGAGAUUCUUCAGUAUUUCCGUGACACGGCAACGAAGUUUGACCUAGAGAAAUUUAUCAAAUAUGACAGUGAAGUCGUUGAGGCUCGCUGGAAUGAAGAGAAAGGUCAAUGGCUCGUCAAGAUACGCUCUCGAUCGACUGGGGAAACAGUAGAAGACUGGUGUCAUUUCCUGAUCAACGGUGGUGGGUUUUUAAACAACUGGCAGUGGCCGGCAAUUGAAGGUCUACACUCCUUCAAAGGCUCAUUGUUGCAUUCAGCAGCUUGGGACAACAACGUGGACUUGAAAGGAAAGAAAGUUGCCGUGAUUGGAAACGGCUCGUCAGGAAUACAGCUCGUGACCGCAAUACAGCCAGUGGCUGCGCACCUUGCGACAUUUAUUAGGAGUCCUACUUGGAUUUCAACUACAUUGGGCCAAGAUUUCGCCGGCCCUAAUGGAGCCAAUUUUGAUUACACGGAAGCACAAAAGCGCGAAUUUACAGAGCACCCGGAAAAGCUGGUUGCGUAUCGGAAAGCGAUGGAAACAGAUUUGAACGGUGGAUUUGCAUCGGCGCUCCACGAUUCGCCACAGCAAGCCCAGGCGAGAGAAGACUUGACCAAAAUGAUGCGUGCCCGGUUAGGCAAGGACAAUCUUAUCGUAGAUCGCAUUGUUCCUAGUUUUGGUGUGGGAUGCAGGCGACCAACACCAGGCGUCGGCUAUCUCGAAGCGCUAACAGAGAAGAACGUUCGCGUGGUAUUCGAUUCCAUCACAAAAGUAGUCCCGCAAGGUAUCCAGCUCGCAACAGGCGAGAUCAUCGAACUAGACGCAAUUGUCUGCGCCACCGGUUUCAACGUCUCCUGGAAACCGCGCUUCCCCAUCAUCGGCAGAAACAACAUCGACAUGCGCGACCAAUGGAGCUCGCGACCAACAGCGUACCUUUCACUAGCCGUACCAAACUUCCCAAACUACAUCCUCUACAUGGGACCAAACGGACCGCUAUCCCACGGCUCCGCACUCCCGAGCAUCGAGCACAUCACGAAAUACGUCAUCAAGCUCCUUCACAAGGCGCAAACAGAAGGCUACAAAUCCGUCGUGCCAUCUCAAAAGGCACUGGACGACUUUAUUGAACACGCAGACACUUUCUUGACGCGUACAGUCUGGAAUGCAAAGUGUCGAUCCUGGCUGAAAGGAGGGAAGGAAGACGGACCGGCGUUGGUGCACCCUGGCAGCCGACUGCACUGGUUCCACAUGCUCAUGAAUCCACGGUGGGAGGACUUUGAAUGGACUCCGACGAAUCAGAAUAGAUUCGCGUACUUUGGAAACGGGUUUACAAUUAUGGAGACUAAGGGCAAGGAUAAGGCGUGGUACUUUGGGGACCCGGAUCAAGGGUAUGAAUCUAUUAUCAACUGA
Bipolaris victoriae FI3 is the source of this 1704-nucleotide messenger RNA. RefSeq lists its product as hypothetical. The coding region runs from base 1 to 1704 and encodes 567 amino acids. Gene Ontology annotation, molecular function: N,N-dimethylaniline monooxygenase activity; flavin adenine dinucleotide binding; NADP binding. The record is from RefSeq and is a predicted model, not a curated record. Lineage: Eukaryota; Fungi; Ascomycota; Dothideomycetes; Pleosporales; Pleosporaceae. The transcript has 10 exons.